Molecule: messenger RNA, 2061 nt
Organism: Papaver somniferum (opium poppy)
Lineage: Eukaryota; Viridiplantae; Streptophyta; Magnoliopsida; Ranunculales; Papaveraceae
Product: acyltransferase-like protein At1g54570, chloroplastic
Exons: 13
Coding region: 1-2061 (686 amino acids)
Cellular component (GO): membrane
Source: RefSeq, a predicted model, not a curated record
AUGGCAUUGAUGGUAACAUUCUUCACUUCUUCGACUUUGAAUUCAUCUUUUGUGAGUAUAAUUCCUACAUCAAAAGUUCAGGUUGAAGCUCGAUUUCGAACAUUUAUCGCGAAAUCAAUUUCAUCAUCGACUUCAGAUUCCCAAGGAAUCAAUAGACCUUUUUUUAAUGAAUACGGUAGAAUUUGCCAUAUAACAGAUGAGAAAAAGUCAAAAGUUACUAAAAGUUCCAAGGAUUUGGAAGCAUUGUGGGACGACGGAUAUGGAACUAGAAGUGUACAAGACUAUCUUGAUAUGUCGAGAGAAAUGGUUAAAGAGACCGACGGUGGUCCGCCUCGAUGGUUCUGUCCGGUAGAAUGUGGAAAUCCAAUCAAGGACUCUCCUGUUCUUUUAUUCUUGCCUGGAAUCGAUGGCACUGGGUGGGGACUCAUUUUACACCACGAAUCCCUUGGGAAGGUUUUUGAUGUUAGGUGUUUGCAUAUUCCAGUUAAUGAUCGCACAGCACUUGAAGGCCUUUUGGAAAUCAUUGAAAAUGCUGUAAGGAUUGAGCAUGCUUCAUUCCCAAAUAGACCGGUUUACUUAGUUGGGGAUUCUUUGGGAGGAUGCUUAGCACUUGCCGUAGCUGCUUGUAACCCUACUAUUGAUCUAGUACUCAUAUUAUCCAAUCCAUCAACGUCAUUUGCAGGUCUCCAUAUUACAUUUCCUUAUCUUUUUAGCAUCAUUAUGGGAAACCCAAUAAAGAUUUUGACAGCCAACGUAGAAAAUGAGCUCCUUCCUACACAAACACUAGAGCAAAUGCUUGGAAACCUCAAUGCUUUAUUACCGCAAAUAUCGGGUCUGGAGGAUAUAAUGCCAAAGGAAACACUUUUGUGGAAAUUAAAGCUGCUUAAAUCUGCUGCGGAUUUUGCUAAUUCUCGGUUACAUGCCGUUAGAGCCGAAGUACUAGUGCUUGCUAGUGGAAAAGAUAAUCUGUUACCAAGUGAAGAUGAAGCCCGACGGCUUUGGGUCUCAUUAAAGAACUGCAAGGUUCGGCAUUUUAAGGACAACGGUCACACCCUUCUAUUGGACGAUGGUCUAAACAUGUUGUCUUUCAUUAAAGCUACACACAUGUAUCGUCAUUCUAAAACAUAUGAUUAUGUCUCAGAUUUUAUCCCACUUAGUAACUCAGAGCUUAAGAACGUGUAUCUGCCAUGGCUUUCGGUGUUAAACACAGCUACCAGUCCAGUUUUGCUUUCUACUUUGAAAGAUGGCAACAUUGUGAGGGGUCUAGGAGGGAUUCCUAAUAAAGGUCCUGUCCUCCUAGUAGGUUAUCAUAUGUUGAUGGGACUUGAACUGACUCAAUUUUCCACAGAAUUCUGGAGGGAGAAAAAAACUCCACUUCGCGGUCUUGCACACCCGAUGUUGUUUUCUCCAAAUAACGAAACUUCACUAAACGAGUUUUCUUUUUACGACUUUAUAGCCAUUCUCGGUGCAGUACCUGUCUCACCAAGAAACUUUUACAGAUUACUAUCCAACAACUCAUUUAUUCUUCUUUAUCCUGGUGGUGCACGAUUGAAAUAUCGGGGUGAGGAAUAUAAGUGUUUUUGGCCAGACCAGCCUGAAUUUGUAAGAAUGGCAGCCAAGUUUGGGGCCACAAUCAUUCCAUUUGGAGUUGUUGGAGAAGAUGAUAUAACCCAAUAUGUUUUGGAUUAUGAUGAUCAAAUGAAAAUUCCGUUCCUACGAGACAUCAUAAACGAGGCCAAUCGAGAUAUUCGAAAUAUAAGAGUUGAUGCAAAGGGGGAGGUUGCGAAACAGGACAUGUUCGUUCCAGGCGUUCUGGCAAAGAUACCAGGACGGUUUUAUUACCUAUUUGGAAAACCAAUUGAAACAAAAGGGAUGGAAGAAGAAAUGAAAGACAAAGACAAUGCAAAUGCAAUGUACUUGAAGAUAAAAUCAGGGGUAGAGUACUUAUUGUCAUAUCUGUUGGAGAAAAGAGAAAAGGACCCGUAUAGAGGUAUUGUUGAAAGAACUAUCUAUAAGGCCAUGAAAGGUCCCAGCGAUCAUGUUCCUACCUUUGAACUAUAG